GUAUAAAUAGGAUUUUAAAGAAUCGUCAAACGUUUCGGAGACUCGAAAAAUCUGUUGAAGGAAAAUGAAAGUUCAAACUUGUGGAUUAUUCCUCCUUUGCCUUGGUGUCGUGCAUGCAGGAAAUGAGGAGAUAGUUCCUGCUGACAAUAACAAUGACUGGGAUCCUGGCACUUGGCACCUGAUUGACGGAAAAUAUUACUUUGCUGAUAGAUACAGUGAGCAAAUCUACACUGCACGAACAUAUUGUCAGCGCGUUGGAAUGAUUCCGGUCACUUUCGAAGACCCAGCAAAAAAAGUGGUUCUUGACGCGUAUUUCACUAACAUUGGUUGGACUUUCUAUGAUUUUUGGACUGGCGCGGUCAAACGAAAAGGUUCGAACGCCUACAUAUGGGAACCCAGCGGCAUACCUUUUGAUGUGUCGCAAUGGGCACCGGGACAACCGAAAUACGCUAGUGACACCAGAGAUGUCUGCAUUCGUUAUUCUCCGGGCACUGAAGGCUUCAGUGACUGGGUUUGCGAUAUAACUUAUCCAAACUGGGGACACAUUUUGUGCCAAGAACCUUAAUUGGUUUCAAAAAAUUUGAAGAAACAACCAAGUAUUAAAAGUAUUGGUUCAAAAAUAUUACAUUUAAAUUUUUUAAUGCUUUACAUAUCUUCCUCUAAACUAAUUGGCAGCUCACUUAUCAAUAAAUUGACUUUUUUAAAAC
This is a messenger RNA of Neocloeon triangulifer, 707 nucleotides long. RefSeq lists its product as uncharacterized. The transcript is spliced from 4 exons. Lineage: Eukaryota; Metazoa; Arthropoda; Insecta; Ephemeroptera; Baetidae. The record is from RefSeq and is a predicted model, not a curated record. Bases 65 to 565 code for a protein of 166 amino acids.